AUGCUAUCACCAGCAGGCCCCCCCCAUCUCUUCUUCUCUCUAACUCCAAGCGAGCCCCCUCCCCCCUUCUGUCUCUCUACAGCAGCAGCAGCAGCAGCAGCAGCAGCAGGUGCAGCAGCAGCAGGUGUAGCAGCAGAAAAAAGCACAACCACCAACAACUCAACAGCAGCAGCAGCAACUCAGCAGCAGCAGCAGCAACUCAGCAGCAGCAGCAGCAAGUCAGCAGCAGCAGCAGCAAGUCAGCAGCAGCAGCAGCAGCAGCAAGUUAGCAGCAGCAGCAGCAGCAGCAGCAAAUACCGAAGAUGA
Molecule: messenger RNA, 306 nt
Organism: Eimeria mitis
Lineage: Eukaryota; Apicomplexa; Conoidasida; Eucoccidiorida; Eimeriidae
Exons: 2
Coding region: 1-306 (101 amino acids)
Source: RefSeq, a predicted model, not a curated record